This is a messenger RNA of Mobula hypostoma (lesser devil ray), 2946 nucleotides long. Its product is annotated as tRNA endonuclease ANKZF1-like. The record is from RefSeq and is a predicted model, not a curated record. The transcript is spliced from 16 exons. Gene Ontology annotation, molecular function: protein binding. NCBI's taxonomy places the organism in Eukaryota, Metazoa, Chordata, Chondrichthyes, Myliobatiformes, Myliobatidae. The coding region runs from base 330 to 2927 and encodes 865 amino acids.
CGAUGGCUACCGUUCGACCGGCGGUGCGGGUCUGCUCCGUGUUCGAGGCCUCGGGCCUGAGGCCGGCGGAGGCGGCAGGGCCACCGGGACCGGCAGGCUCAUGUACCACCUUGUUGGCAGCAAUGAGAAGAGGUCAUGGCGUGGGUAAUGGGGGUCCUUAAUGAUGGAUGGGCAUCGCCUUUUGAAGAUAUCCUUGAAUCCUGGAUGGUGGAGAAGCGAGUUUCCAUGAUGGAGCUAGCUGAGUUUCCAACUUUCAAAGUUACCAAGAGGAUGCUGCAGGCGAGGUGAGGACCAUCAGGGAACCGGCUCUGCCAGAGAUCUCCGACAGGAUGUCCUGCUCAGCUUGUGGCUGCAGCUUUGAGAGCCGAGAGGAGCAGACCGAACACUACAGGCUGGACUGGCACAGGUUCAACUUGAGUCGACGACUCAUGGGAGCCCAGUCGGUGUCUGCGGAGAACUUCGAGACAAUAGCGGGUGAAAUCUCCAGUAUAUCUGGCUCUGAUUCGGAGGAGCUGGAUUUGCACCCUGAGCCUGAGGGACUGUAUUGUCACCACAUGCUGGAUGUUUCUGAGCCAGGGAGCGGGAUAUCGUCCUGUGAAGAGAAGGCUCAGGGUCGCCGCAGUACUCGUGUCCUCUUUAGGACUGCAGAGGGCGAGCUCCUCUCUGUGUUCCGCUGUGUCCUGCAGGGAAAGCAGAUAACCAGGGAGGACGAGGACAGCAACAUCCUGGCUUCCCUUCUCAGCCUCACUCCCGAGACGAUAUGGGUCAUCCUCAUGGCAGGUGGUGGGCAUUUCGCUGGAGCGGUGUUCCGGGGGGAUGUCGUCAUCCACCACAAGACAUUCCACCGAUAUACCGUGCGCGCUAAGCGCGGCUCUGCCCAGGGAGCUUGGGAUGGACAGAAUCGAAACCAUGCACCCAAGUCAGCAGGAGCGUCCCUCCGCCGUCACAACGAAGCUGCACUUGUAAAGGAGAUUGAAGAUUUACUCUUGGUUUGGACUGAGUACCUGCAAGCAGCCAGUGCCAUCUUCCUCCGAGCUCCCAGUCACAACAGAGGCAUCUUCCUCGGUGGUAAAGUCCCCGCUCUAAACCGUGGGGACAGCCGACUGCGAUCCAUCCCCUUCAGCACCCGCAGGGCCACCUUCAAAGAAGUGAAGCGGGUGCACGCGGCCCUCUCCACUGUGGAGAUCUACGCGGCCGACACCGAUUUCACAACAAUCCACAGUCCACAGAGGAGGGUUUGGAAGAAGCAGCUGAAAUCAGCGGAGGAUGCCCUGUGUUCUGACAGAGACGAGUGCGUAGACGUGGAUAUCAACCCCUCUGAUCUACCAACUGCCCUUGAAGUGGUUGAAGAAACGCUGGGAACCUUGGACCUCCGGGAAUUCGAAGUGUCACCAAAAAAGAAACGGGGAAAGAAAAAGAAGAAAGUUUCUGCGGAGAAGGGGAUUCAUCAAGAAGAUGCAGCUCCUGAGAUAAACAGAGAGACUGACUUACUGCCAACCAGAGAGGAGGUUAAAGGAAAGACGCAACGAGACGUUAUUGGAGCAAUUCCAGCUGACGCAGCAGGGGAAGUGCGGAACGACCUGUACACGGCCUGCAGGACUGGAGACGUAGAGCGGCUGCGAGAUUUACUCCGUCAUCUGCUUCCGGCUCAUGUUUUGGAGCCCGGCUGCUCCAGUCCAACACCAGACACCGGACGGAACCCGGAGCAGAUCGCGGAUGACGGACAGAACCCAGAACAGACACCAGACGACAGAGAGAACCCAGAGCAGGCACCAGAUAACAGACGGAACCCGGAGCAGAUCGCGGAUGACAGACAGAACCCGGAGCAGAUCGCGGAUGACAGACAGAACCCAGAGCAGACUCCAGACGACAGACAGAACCCAGAGCAGACACCAGAUAACAGACGGAGCCCGGAGCAGAUCGCGGAUGACAGACAGAACCCGGAGCAGAUCGCGGAUGACAGACAGAACCCAGAGCAGACUCCAGACGACAGACAGAACCCAGAGCAGACACCAGACGACAGAGAGAACCCAGAGCAGACACCAGAUAACAGACGGAACCCGGAGCAGAUCGCGGAUGACAGACAGAACCCAGAGCAGACUCCAGACGACAGACAGAACCCAGAGCAAACACCAGAUAACAGACGGAACCAGGAGCAGAUUCCAGACGACAGACAGAACCCAGAGCAGACACCAAACUGUGGACAAAACCAGGAGCAGACAUCGGAUAGCGGACAGACCCAACAGCAGACAUCAGGCAAUGGGGCCGGACCCAGUGGGGCCACCGUUGUGAUGUGGGGGACCCUGGGGGACGGGGGUCUUGGUCCAGGGCCUGUGACAACAGAUGUGCUAAAUGAUCCGGUGGAUGAGUCUGGAUUCACUCUGCUCCACGUAGCUGCAGCGGCUGCUGAGGGCUCAGUCCUACGUCUGCUGCUGGAUGCCGGCUGUGACCCUGCCCGCAGGGAUAAGCGAGGGCGCCCGGCGUACACUGUGUCCGCAGACAGGGACACGAGGAAUGAGUUCCGCAGGUAUAUGGCCAAUCAUCCUGGGCGAUACGACUACGUGAAAGCACAGAUUUCUACACCGCUAACGUGUGAACUGGAGGCACAGAAAGCCGCUAAGAAGCGAGCGCAGAAAACCGCCAGGAAACUGAGGGAGAAAGAACGGAGGGAAGAGAAGAAGAGACUGGAGGAGGAAGAAAUGGAGAGGAAAAUGUUCUUGGCAUUGAGUGAGCGAGAGAAGAGAGCUCUCGCCGCAGAGAAACGCUUCACCCAGCAGCUGGUCAGCAAUGGAGCAGUCCCAACGGACAGCAGGCGCUGUUGGCUGUGUGGCCAAUCUCUGGCAGGACGAGUCCCCUUCGAGUAUCUCGACUACAGUUUCUGCACCACCCGCUGUCUUCAGGAGCACAGGAGGCAGCAAACACUUUGAGAGGGAGGGAGAUCAGCGG